AUGGCUUCACACCAGGAACAGGUGCUUCAAUUAGAGGUAGAGAACGAAGAGAUGGUGACCGCGGAGACAAGAGGUCCACACACUCCUCCUCCAGUGGAUUUCAACCAAAGCGGACCACUCGUGCCGCAGACCAAUAGACGAUCUCAUAGCAGAUCGACGAGCAAUCAACCGUCGGAAAUCCCUCCAAAGAGAGGAAAGAUGAACGACGAAGACGCGGAUGAGGCAGAAAACCCCGAUGACGCUCACAGCGUUAAGUCGGAAGACUAUACCUUGGAACCGCGGAUCACGGUUGAUGAAUUGCUCAUCGAUGGUAAUAACAGUAAAUCAAUAAACAAAAAACUUUACAUGCCUACUCUUCCAGAGAUCCGCGGCAUGCAUCAAUCCAUUGAGAACAUGGAGCUGACAAUCGCGGCGAACUGUGCUCCACAGAGCAUCCCGCCGGAUUGGAUCAAGAACUCAAAUCAGAUCUCAGCUAACUUGGCGGCCAUAUUGCGCACAAACAAUGACCUCAUUCGAGCCAACAAUUCGACAACCGCGGCACUCCAACGCCUCGUCACUCUGGCCACCAAAGACCAAAAGACCGAUCUACAGAAGGAAUGGCUCAAAGGUUUUCAAGACUUGGCUCAUGACAACAAAGAGACCCGCAGAGCCAUCCACAAAGUAGAAACCGCGGUUGAACAGCUCGAAGGUAGCAUGCUGCGCCAAGCGGAGCCACAGAUCUUGCAACUCGAUCCGCUGGACAAGGAAGAAAGAGACACUGUCUCGACAGCUCAAAAGGUCAACCGCGGAUGCGUUCUCUGCCAGAGACAAAACCACCCGACAGACAUCUGCAAGUCAUACGUGGGAUCGGAUCGUAUCCAAAGAGCCCAACAGCUCAACAUCUGCAUCCGCUGUUUGGAAGUAAACCCAAAUCCACAACGUGGCAAGCAUACUGGAUGUCCGAGUGAAAACAUCAAAUGCAGAAGAUGCGUCGGCAAGGUGAUCGACUCGAGAGCCGCGAAUCACAAUGUCGCCUUUUGUAGCUAUAAAGCUCUCAAGGACGAAAGAUCCGCGGAUGCUCCACAACCGCCCAGAAAGAACAAGACCAGCCAGCCAUCAACAUCCGCGCAAAGCAGAUUCUUCAACUAG
Caenorhabditis remanei is the source of this 1128-nucleotide messenger RNA. RefSeq lists its product as uncharacterized. NCBI's taxonomy places the organism in Eukaryota, Metazoa, Nematoda, Chromadorea, Rhabditida, Rhabditidae. The transcript has 3 exons. Bases 1 to 1128 code for a protein of 375 amino acids. The record is from RefSeq and is a predicted model, not a curated record.